Molecule: messenger RNA, 1928 nt
Organism: Salvia miltiorrhiza (redroot sage)
Lineage: Eukaryota; Viridiplantae; Streptophyta; Magnoliopsida; Lamiales; Lamiaceae
Product: formamidopyrimidine-DNA glycosylase
Exons: 10
Coding region: 270-1496 (408 amino acids)
Biological process (GO): base-excision repair
Cellular component (GO): nucleus
Molecular function (GO): zinc ion binding; oxidized purine nucleobase lesion DNA N-glycosylase activity; DNA-(apurinic or apyrimidinic site) endonuclease activity
Source: RefSeq, a predicted model, not a curated record
GUUUCUUCAAAGAAAAACUAGAACGCAAAAUCAAUAGCUUAAUACUCCUAUGGGCUAUGGCAAUGGCAUGCAAAUUUUCACCCAUUUGAAGCGGGCUCUAAUCUGGACUUUUUUACGGCCCGGGCUGGCCCAGGCCCACAACCAAUAGCUUAUUCUACGCCAUACAAAUUUACAGUACUACCCUCCCCGUCACAGGCGAAAGUGCGCGCCAACUUCUCUCACUCUUCUUUCUCGGCGUUGGAGCAGAGAAGUUCUACUGUCACCCUACAAUGCCGGAGCUACCGGAGGUUGAGGCGGCGCGUCGGGCGCUGGCAGAGCACACCGUCGGGAAGAAGAUAAUAAAAGUGAUUGUAGCUGAUGAUUCCAAAGUCAUUGACGGUGUCUCUCCCAAGGACUUCGAGGCAGCGCUCGUUGGAAAAACUAUCGUCGCCACGCAUCGGAAGGGAAAGAACAUGUGGAUUGAACUUGAUUCCCCUCCUUUCCCCUCUUUUCAAUUCGGAAUGGCUGGGGCUGUAUAUAUCAAGGGAGUUGCAGUCACCAAAUAUAAAAGGUCUGUGGUGAAGGAUACAGAUGAAUGGCCUUCCAAGUAUUCCAAGUUAUUUGUUGAACUUGCUGAUGGUUUGGAAUUCUCAUUUACUGACAAGAGGCGGUUUGCUAAAGUUCGCCUGCUUGACAAUCCUGUUUCUGUUCCCCCAAUCUCUGAGCUUGGGCCUGAUGCAUUAACGGAGCCCAUGACAGAAGACGAGCUCUGCAACUCAUUGAAAAAGAAGAACAUUGGAAUUAAGGCUCUUUUACUUGACCAGAGUUUUCUUUCAGGCAUUGGCAAUUGGAUGGCUGAUGAAGUUUUAUACCAAGCAAGAAUUCAUCCACUGCAAACUGCUUCCAGCCUGUCGAAAGAAUGCUGUACAAACUUGCUCAAGUGCAUUAAUGAGGUAAUUGAAAAGGCACUUGAGGUUGGGGCCGACAGUAGUCAGUUCCCUGAUAAUUGGAUUUUCAAUUCUCGGGAAAAGAAGCCCGGCAAGGCUUUUGUUGAUGGGAAGAAACUUGACUUCAUCAAAGCUGGUGGCAGGACAACAGCUUAUGUCCCUGAGUUGCAAAAGUUGAGUGGCAACCAAGCUGUAAAAGAGACAGAUAAAAGAUCUAAGCGCACUAGUUCUGGAAAAGGUGGCGGUGUUGAUGAGUCAGGAUCGGAGGAUGAGCCUAUGGAACCAAAAGUUGCGAAAGGGAGGAAGAGUAGUAGUGCUAGUAAGUCCUCAAAGAAAAAGUCCAAUGCCAGUGUUGAAGACUCUGAUGGUGAUGAUGUACCUUCAAAGAGAAAAAGAGGGGCAAAGAAGCCUCCUGCAAAGAGCAAACCCAAGGGAGGCAAAAAUGGAGAAGUGGAGCGGAGACAAACUAGAGGGAAAGGUGCUUCUGCAAAGAGAAAGCACGAGGAAAGUGAUGACAACCUCAGUAAUUCCAGUGAAAAUGGAGUCGAGGAUGAGGAGGAAGAUGCUUAGAAGGUAAUGAAGGCAAAAAGCUGCAGUAGCAUCCCAGAAAUGGCACUACAAAACAAGUAAUCUACCAGAAUAUUAUAUCUGGCCUUUCUCCUUCCAAGUUCUGUGAAGGGGAGAUGUAGGGUAUCUAACAGAAAGAGGUGCUAUUUUUUGUGUAAUUUAGAUUGAUUGCUCUUUCUAAUUUAUGAGAUUCUUAAACAGAAUUAGUAGAGUAGUGUUUUGGGCCUAAGCAGCAUUUAUCAUAUGGUUUUGGAUGGAAGGAAUUUUGUACGCGUACAGUACAAGUGGUGUUUUUUGUACUGACUUCCACAUGCAUUGCUAAUGACAAUGCCGUGUUCAAAGUUAUGGUAUUUAGGUGUCUUAUCAUCUAUGUAGUGCCACUUCAAGGCUUGCUUAUUUGGCGGGAAAAGAAUAUACGUAUAAAUGUUUAGUUAA